AUGGAGACUAAACUGGCUGUUAAUAGUAGUAUCUUGUUUAAGGCUAAAUUGUCUUUUGAUAAUGUCUUUGAGGUGCCUAGACAAGGCUUAGGAGGGGGUCUGUUUCCUUUUUGGAAUGAUGUAGUCAAUGUUCAUGUUUUAUCUCACUCUCUGUACCACAUUGACUGUUUCAAUGAUAAAAGUAGCCCCAAUCCCCCUCAUUCCCAUGCUAUGAUCAACUUCCAAAAUUUUAUCACUAAAUUUGAUUUACACCCUUUCCCUUUGUGGGAAAUCGUUUCACCUGGAAGCAUGGCCAAAUUCGUAAAAGACUUGAAGAGUUGGCCUAACAAUCCAAAUAAUAGUAGCCCUGAGAUCUCCUUGCAUUCUUUUCUUAGUCUGCAUAAUACUUGUCUUAACAAUCUUAAAAGUUGGAACCAAUCCAAAAAUAAUAUCCGCCAAAGAAUAAAGAGUAUCCAAAACCAAAUCGAGGCUACUCACAGCAACUCUAAUUUGUCCUCUGAUGACAUUGCCACUGCCAAUCGUCUCCAAUCCACCAUGGAUACUCUUCUUUUAAAAGAGGAGGGAAUUACUCGAUGUAUUACCCCUGAUCAAUUUUAUUUUCUUAGCAAGGACUUUGACUUCUCUGAAGUCAAGUCAUCUCUUUUUCAAAUCUCGGGGGAUAAGGCUCCUAGUCUCGAUGGACUCAAUCCCCUUUUUUACCAAAAGAACUGGCACAUUCUGGGUCACUCUUUUGGCCAUGCUGUUCUUGAUGUCCUAAACAAGGGUGCUAGCAUUUCUUCCAUCAAUGCGACUUACCUUGUUCUUGUCCCUAAGAAAAGUAAUGCUACCAAAGUCCGUGAUUUCAGGCCCAUUAGCCUUUGCUCGACCAUUUACAAGGUUGUGGCCAAAUCAAUUGCUAAUAGGCUUAAAACUGUCCUUACUUCUCUCAUUUCGCACAACGAAGGUGCUUUCCUUAGCAAUCGCAUCAUCGUCGACAAUAUUCUUAUUGCUAAUGAGGUUAACAAUUCAAUCAAUGGUCAUAAGAAUGACAAAGUGGGUUGGGCUGCUCUUAAGCUCGAUAUGGAGAAAGCAUUCGACAAAGUUGAAUGGGGUAUUAUCGAACAUAUCCUUCUCCAUUUUGGCUUCCCAAGUUGUUUUGUGUCUCUGAUUCUUAGGGGAAUUAGACAGGGGGAUCCCCUGUCCCCUUAUCUUUUUCUCCUGGUUGCUGAAGGCCUAUCUGCUAUCAUUCGCUCAAAGGAGCAGGCCAGUCUAUUUAAAGUUGUCUCUAUUUGUCGUUCGGUUCCUUCUAUCUCUCACCUCCUCUUCGCGGAUGACAGUCUCUUGUUUACCCAUGUUAGUCAUCGCAGUAGUCAUUCUAUCCAUGACGUUCUUACCACCUACAAUAAAGCCACCGGUCAAUCUAUCAAUUUUGCUAAAUCCUCUAUUCUUUUCUCACCCAAUACCUCACCCCAGGAUAAAAGUUCCUUUCUCUCCUCCCUUGGAAUGGUUGACAAACCUUUUAUUGACACCUAUUUAGGUGUUCCACAAUAUUUUUCUAGAUCCAAGAAAUCCUCUUUUCAUUUUAUUCUCCAAAGAGCCAGCAGUAAACUUAGCAUCUGGAAUUCCAAGCUCUUUUCUAAAGCAGGCAAAGAGAUUCUGUUAAAAGUGGUUAAAAUAAGUCUAAAAUUCACUGGAAGUCCUAGCACAAUCUCUGCAAAUCCAAAUUCUUUGGGGGUCUCGGUUUCAGGUUACACUAACCCCUGCUAUAAAGAUGAUUCCCAGCCUCCUGAGAACAAUGUCUCUUAUUUUAUCAAUGAUAAUGGUUCUUGGGAUCUCCACAAACUCAACUCUUAUUUUGAUAAGGAUAUGAUUCAGUCCAUCCUAGCCAUACCUACUAAUCCCUCUUCUAAGGGCUAUCUCAUUUGGGGACAUGACUCCUCGGGUAUUCUUACGGUUAAUUUUGCUUACCACCUAGCCAAUUCUCAUCAUUCCUCCCCUUCUUCCUCCAACCCCAACACUCUCAAAUGCUGGUGGAAAUCUAACUGGUCCUCCAACACCCCCCCUAAAAUUAAACACUUCAUUUGGAAAGUAUUCUAUCAUCUUCUACCUUCCAAUCUUAACCUUUUCUCUAGAAGAGCCCUUGAUAAUCCUUACUGUAUUCUCUGUUUGAACAAAGUGGAGUCCAAUUCUCAUUCUCUCCUAGAGUGUUCCAGAGCAGAUAAGAAGCCUAACGAUCAAGAAAUAGAACCUUUUAUUCAUUCUUAUUUGCAGGAAUAUAAUGAAGCUCAAACUAAAGUUCUUCCGGUCCUAAAGUUUUCCCAAGGCAGCUCUUCAACAAACAUCACCAUUGAAUCUUUCCAACCCCCUCUGGCUUUUACAAGCUCAGUGUCGAUGCAACCACUCAAAGAAAGACCAACAAGCAGGGUUUUGGAGCUGUAG
Messenger RNA from Cannabis sativa, 2418 nucleotides. RefSeq lists its product as uncharacterized. The record is from RefSeq and is a predicted model, not a curated record. The transcript has 8 exons. NCBI's taxonomy places the organism in Eukaryota, Viridiplantae, Streptophyta, Magnoliopsida, Rosales, Cannabaceae. The coding region runs from base 1 to 2418 and encodes 805 amino acids.